Pelodiscus sinensis (Chinese soft-shelled turtle) is the source of this 3170-nucleotide messenger RNA. The record is from RefSeq and is a predicted model, not a curated record. NCBI's taxonomy places the organism in Eukaryota, Metazoa, Chordata, Testudines, Trionychidae.
UCUUUGAUUUCGCGAUAGCUUUUUGAGAGUGCGCCUUGACAGACCUGUGAGUUCUCUGUGUGUAGAUCCCAAAAGUUGCAGGCGCCGAUUCCCUGGUGAUAAAAUGCUAACAUUCACCGGUUUCCUCUGUGUAUCUUAGCUACAAUCUGUUGUAAGUAACUGCUAUAAUGCGUGCCUGUUUCUGUUUGAAGAUGGCGUUGACAACAAUACUCAUCAGAAUGACCCCCAGGGUUAUCAGUCCUUCGAGCACUGCAAUGUUAAACAGGAAAACGAAGCGAAGUAUGAGAGGAGACCUCUAGACCACGAGCGUCCUGUCUUACACUCAGAGAUGAAGACAGAAGUAAAGCAAGAAGAACCAGCUCCUGGCUAUAAUGUACCGGCUCCUGGCUAUAACGUGCCAGCUCCUGGCUAUGGUGGCCCUGCUUCUGGCUACAACGCCCCUAGCUACAAUGCCCCCUCCUCUGGCUACAAUGCCCCCAGUUACAGUGCCCCCACUUCUGGCUACAGCGCCCCCACUGCUGGCUAUAACGCACCUCCCUCUAGCUACAAUGCGCCUGAUCCAUCUCAGCCCAGACAGCAGCAGCCACCACAGGGUCGCAAAAGGCCUUUUGAAGAGCAGCGAGGACGAGGGUAUUACGAACACCGGGAAGAUAAGAGGGGCCGGUCGCCUCAGCCUCCUGCAGAAGAUGACGAAGAAGAGUUUGAUGAGACGCUAGUGGCCAUUGAUACAUAUAACUGCGACCUACAUUUCAAAGUUGCCAGGGACCGAUACAGCGGCUACCCGCUGACCAUAGAAGGCUUUGCUUACUUGUGGUCAGGCGCCCGAGCCACCUACGGCGUGAGGCAAGGGCGAGUCUGCUACGAGAUGAAGAUCAAUGAAGAGAUCUCUGUCAAACACCUUCCUUCCACAGAACCCGACCCUCACGUCGUGCGCAUUGGCUGGUCCCUGGAUUCCUGCAGCACCCAACUAGGAGAAGAGCCCUUUUCCUAUGGCUACGGCGGCACCGGGAAGAAAUCCAGCAGCUGUAAAUUCGAGAACUACGGCGAAACAUUCACCGAGAACGACGUCAUCACUUGCCUCGUUGACUUCGAGUGUGGGGAGGAGGUGGAAAUGUCCUUCAUGAAGAACGGGAAGUGGCUGGGCGUGGCCUAUCGGGUGCGGAAGGACCUGCUGGGCGGCCAGGCCCUCUUCCCCCACGUCCUGGUGAAGAACUGCGCCAUCGAGUUCAACUUUGGGCAGCGAGACGACACCUACUUCCCAGUCCCCCAAGGCUUCACCUUCAUUCAGCACGUCCCGCUGCCCGAGCGCAUCCGUGGGACCCUCGGACCAAAGAGUAAAGCAGAGUGUGAGAUCCUCAUGAUGGUGGGGCUGCCUGCUGCUGGCAAGACCACGUGGGCCAUAAAGCACGGCUACAACAUCCUGGGGACCAACGCCAUCAUGGAUAAGAUGCGGGUGAUGGGACUUCGCCGCCAGCGCAACUAUGCAGGCCGUUGGGACGUGCUCAUCCAGCAAGCGACGCAGUGCCUGAACCGCCUGAUCCAGAUCGCCGCCCGGAAGAAACGCAACUACAUCCUGGAUCAGACAAAUGUGUAUGGAUCUGCCCAGAGACGAAAAAUGCGCCCUUUUGAAGGUUUCCAACGCAAGGCUAUUGUAAUUUGUCCCACGGAUGAGGAUUUAAAAGAUCGAACAAUAAAGCGCACAGAUGAGGAGGGGAAGGAUGUGCCCGAUCAUGCUGUGUUAGAAAUGAAAGCCAACUUCACGCUGCCAGAGGCCGGCGACUUCCUGGACGCGGUGAUCUACAUUGAGGUGCAGCGGGACGAGGCCGAGAAGCUGGUGAAGCAGUACAACGAGGAGGGCAAGAAAGCUGGGCCUCCGCCAGAGAAACGCUUUGACAACCGGGGCGGCGGCUUCCGGGGCCGAGGGGGCGGCUUCCAGCGCUUCGACAGCCGCGGGGGCGGCCCGCAAGGGGGCAGUCGCGGCGGCUUCCAGAACCGAGGGGGCGGCGGCGGCGGCGGUGGCGGCGGCAGCGGUGGCAGCAGCGGAGGAGGCACAGGAGGAGGACUUCCUAGUUGCAAACAGCAGCAUCCAACUUACCCCCAGCCCUACACCCAGGCAAGCUACACCCAAGGAGGAGGGUAUACUCCCAACUACACCUAUGGAAGUUACAGUGGUUACAGCCAAAGCUACACCCAGCCUCCACCGCCGACACCGCCGACCUACAAUCAGCAGAACUACAACCAAUACCAACAGUACGCUCAGCAGUGGAGCCAGUACUAUCAGAACCAGAGUCAGUGGCCUCCCUACUACGGCAGCUAUGACUACGGGAGCUAUUCCGGCAGCUCCCAGGGAGGCUCCAGCACUCAGUGAAGACCAGCGGGAGCUAAGGAGAGCCCACCUCUGCGUCUUCCUUUGGGAGCGGCCUGCAGCCCCUGGAGGCACCCCUGCGUUUCACUCAGCAGCUCCGUCAGAGCAGUUCCUGGCCACCUCUGGGAACAGGCAAGGGAAGUAGAACCACAGCCCUUGUUUUCUAUCUGUAGUUUUGACGAUGAAUGCGUUUCUUGUACACUCUCGACAGACAACGGCAUGCUCCCUUCUUCCUGCCCUGUAAGAAAGUUGCAUUAUUUCUCGCCACAUGUUUAAAACCAUCUCCUUUCUAUUUUUUGACUCUUAAAAUGGUAGGAUCUUAACCAUCCCCCUGUUCUAGGUACUGUGCUGCCAGGCCAGGACUCUCCUUGUUUGAAAUCUACAAUAGCAAAGGGUCGGCUGUGGCCCUUGAUAGCCUUCUCCCCCCUCCCCGUGCUACACAAUCGUGCUAGUGAGAACUUCCAAGACUUGACUGCAGUUCAGUGUCAAUCUUUCCUGGAGGUGUUUUAUUCAUCUAUUCUGCAAAGCAUUUUAAAACAAACCUAGAGGGAGGGGAGAUGGCUGUUUUAUGGUAAUUAUGCUUUUUUUUUAGAUUUUAUGUAACUUUUUACCGUGGGUCAGCAGCUGUUAAUAUUUCAUCAAGAUAACAAUUUCUUUGCUCAAUCCAGGUGAGAAAUAAAAAAUCAUCUUAAAUGUGUAACUUUUUAUACAAUGUCUAAGUUUCUGUAACUUUGCACAUGCUUUGUUUUGAGUUGAAUUGUAACAGCUUUUUGUAUUUGGAGAAAGAGUGAAUAUUGAACUUUAA